This is a messenger RNA of Xenopus laevis (African clawed frog), 1392 nucleotides long. It is a transcript of the gene sox17b.S, whose product is annotated as SRY (sex determining region Y)-box 17 beta, gene 1 S homeolog. Gene Ontology annotation, cellular component: nucleus. The record is from RefSeq and is marked provisional. Gene Ontology annotation, molecular function: DNA-binding transcription activator activity, RNA polymerase II-specific; RNA polymerase II cis-regulatory region sequence-specific DNA binding. Gene Ontology annotation, biological process: positive regulation of transcription by RNA polymerase II; cell differentiation. Lineage: Eukaryota; Metazoa; Chordata; Amphibia; Anura; Pipidae.
GAGAUCUGCGGCUAGUAACGUGUCCCUCUAGCGCUGCUAAUCUCCACUAAUCGCUGCUAAUCACCACAGCACUCCGAAUCAUGAGCAGCCCGGACUGCGGCUACUCCAGCGACGAUCAGAUUCAGGGAAGCUGCUCAGUGCCGAUGAUGAUGGGCCAGUAUCAAUGGACCGAACCCCUGACCGUGUUUCAGGACCUCAAACCCAAGAGGGAUGAAGGAUCUGCCGAUUCCAGAAGCAAAGCCGAGGGUCGGAUCCGCCGACCCAUGAAUGCCUUUAUGGUGUGGGCAAAGGACGAGCGCAAGAGGCUGGCGCAACAGAACCCCGACCUGCACAACGCCGAGCUCAGCAAGAUGCUUGGUAAAUCAUGGAAAUCCCUUACUCUGGCAACUAAACGCCCCUUUGUGGAAGAAGCUGAGAGGCUGAGGGUGCAGCAUAUCCAGGACUAUCCUGAUUACAAAUACAGACCCCGCAGGAAGAAGCAGGUGAAGAGGAUGAAGAGGGAAGAGGAUGGAUUCCUUCCCAGUGCAAACUUCCCAGGAUCUCAGAUAAUGGACAACAAUGUCAUGGUAGGAGAGAACUAUAGGAUGCAGUAUUCUGCGCAGAACCACCAGCAGAACCAACUCCCACCAGCAGGCUACUUUGAGGGCCACAACUCAAUUGGAUACUAUUACAGAGAUUACAGUGUACCCAACUACCACAUUUCCCAGAACAGCUCUGGCUACGACAGCCCCCCUGCACAAGAUGAGUACCAAGCAUUGUCUUACAGUUUCAACAGCAGCUAUAUGCCCUACCAGCAGAAUGCUACUACCCCAGUGAUGGCUAAACAGAUGGCAGUUACCCAGAACAUUCCCCAGGAAAGCCCUGAACAUGGCAUGAUGGCUUCUCCACAAAUGUACAACAGACAAAUGUAUGUAUCAGAGUGUGCCAAAACCCACCCAAUGGCACAGACUGAGCAGCAUUUCCCUUCAUAUCAGUCCCAGAAGAUGGUCAGACAGAAUUAUCUACAGAGCCAGCAAGAUGGGCAUCUGGAGAGUGACAUUGACAAGACUGAGUUCGACCAGUACCUUAUGUAUGAGCCCAAGGCUGAUAUGGAGAUCAUCUAUACCAUUGACCAGGACAGUGGUGCUUAUAGUACAAACCUCCUGCCAUCUUUAAUCACAGAGGCAAACAAUGUCUGCUACUAUGACUAUUGUGGCGUAUAAAGCACUUGCACAGAGAAAUAAGCCAAUGGACAUUAGUAUAAUUGUGCAUUCUGUGCUAUGAUUAUAUAACUCUACUGUUAAGUUUAUUCACUCUUGUGGAUGUGACAUGUAUCAUAUUGUAUAUUACAUACAUUAUUUUGUACACGGCAGAAUUUAUUUACAUUUAAUAAAUGUACUAGGAUUUCUAUAA